This is a messenger RNA of Ectocarpus sp. CCAP 1310/34, 2157 nucleotides long. Lineage: Eukaryota; Phaeophyceae; Ectocarpales; Ectocarpaceae. The record is from the annotation of a GenBank genome assembly.
AUGGCGACAGGCCCUCCAUUCUUCGUGUCUAUUCUUUCGUAUAACUACAACCAUCAAGGGUCACACCGGAGGGGGUAAACCCCAGGGCUUAUUUCUUCCAUGUAUUUUGUCAAGAUGCCCUACCUUCCUCCUGCGUUGCGUGCCUAAUUUUGUUUCUAUCGCGAGAAGGACCAGCCGUCCCUUUCCUCGUCAACUGUACUAACGUCGAAGUUGGCACUCACGAGAGCUUUUCAGCUAUAUUUUCAUUUCACCCGCAAACUUUAUUUUUUUUUCACCCAAUGGGGAUUCGAAGUCAAGACCUCUGCGUCUAGCACGACCUCUGCGACUAGCGGUUUACGAGGAUACCACUAGACCACCGGGGCGACCGGUUGCGCAAGGAAAUACGGGCGGAAUGGUCUUCAACGGAUACAGCGGAAAGCAAGUGUUGUUGUUGUUGUCUUCACAUUAAACCGUAUGUCAGUUGCCAAAUGCCAAAAUCUAGCAAAGACUCUCAGCCCGUGGUCACGAAAGUGCUAGAGCCAUUUGAGGAUCUCAAGAACACGCACAAAUAAAUUGAGAAAAAGGUAUCCAAGAGCCCGAAGAGGGAUGACAAGACCUGUGCACAUUGACGUCGUGCGCGGUGUGCGGUCGGCGGGAAUUGGUCGUCGGUUGUCAGGUUAGCCGCGGCGCUGCAUUUUCGACUACUUAAAGAACAUGGCAAACCGGAAGGGGCAUGAGCAACACAGCAGAAUCUUCCUACAUCAGCAGCCCUGGCGAUAGACGUAAAAAUGGCAUGGGGGGUUUGGCGAGAAUAAAAUCUGCCUGCAGCAGCUUCUAUAGGUGUACACCACGUUUUUCUCAUCUUUGGCACAAGCCCUGCGGUCUACGACUAUUUGUAGACCAUACUUACGUUGCCCUUGCUCUCCUACGACACCCAGUCGCGCCACUCUGUAUUUCACAUACUACGUGCGUGCGUGUGUAGACCAUACAGUGUCCUUGUUCUCAGUAUGCACACAAUGUGUGCAUAUAUCUAUUAGUCUAGAUGGAUGCAUGCAUGCCAGUUUUGGAAUCGGCACGUCUCAAUAAUACAUCACCUUCAGCUCGACUGGGAUUUACAUGCGCCCGGCCACAUCUUUCUUGCGCAUGGGGAACCACUUCUUCUCCUUGACUAGCUCCAUGAGCUCGGUGAAGAACUGGUAGGGGAUGCGGAAGCGCCUCCGAAAAAGCUUGGCCUCUCUUGACGCUGGUUCCUUGAGGCCCGUCUCGCCCAGCAUGCGCCACCAAAACGAGGCGCGGUAGUCUGGCCGUGGAAGAACUCGGCGGGUACGCUUCACGGGGGAGCCACCGCCAAGGCCUUCGUCCUCCAACUCGUCGCCAUCUGGGAAGGACCGCAGGACAACUCGCCAGGUCGCCACCGUAAGCACAGCGCGUUGCCGCUCGCGACGUCUCCGCUUCGCUGCUGCAAGAAGAACAACUAGGUGGGCAUGUCGUUCGUCGUCGCUGCCGCUGUCGUCGGCCGCACUCGCGUGCUCCAUCGCGCACCCGGUCCAGUCUGUGCUGGGUGCUGGAAAGCUCGUGCACACACACGCCACGCUCGGUUGCCGCUCGGGAUGGAUGCGAUGUGACCCCGCGAUUUCAGCGUGUUCGAUCAAAACGAACAAUCCGUCGGCAACAUCCGGGCCCGAUUCCCAUACGACAUAUAUGCCCAACUUUCGUUGGGCCCUCGGCCCAGAUGUUCCAAACGAAUGUUUUGGACCCUUAACCCGCCGCAUCCGUGCCCAUAAGAUGGACAUGCCACGAAAAUGGAAAAAUAAAUCCGUUCCGUGGCCAACUUUCGGGAGCCAUAAGAGUCAGCCUUACGCGGAGGAAAAUGGCAUUUUCCAACAGCCCAAAUUAUCACAGCCCGAAUACUUUCAAGAAUCCCGGCGGUCCUAUUAGAAAAUUGGCCCAUUUUCUUACAGCGAUCCUGUUGAAAUAUCGCUCUUAGAAAUGGGGGGGGGUACCCCCUGGUCACACCCCGAUCGUUCCAGAACGCGGAACUACACCGUCUGCUGGCCAAACAGAGGCCAGUAAAAAGCAUGAGGCCAUGCUCGAACCCUCUGCAGGUAUCUAAAAUUCAGGGCGUUCUGCGUCGUGUUGGCCGCACACGAGCCGAAAACGUCAACCCUGCCACAUUGC